AACACACACCUUAAACUACCCGCAUGGCGAUCACACGCCUCCACUCUUCAGCUUAGCCUGACAACACAGUUUGGGAAUAAGCUGAAUGACAAACAGCAUUUGAUGAAACAUCAGCUCUUGCAAAAGAAGAUAACUUCUACACGUGAAGAACGGCUGGAUUUGGACUCAAGGACAGUGAGUUCAAAGAAACAAAUGUGAUAUCUGACAAGAUCUCCUGUUUUGAAAUCCACUGUCCAGGAUUUUAUUGUUUUCUUCAGACAGAGGGAUCCCGUGACAAAACUCUGGACGUAAUUUUACCGUGCAGAAUUUGCACUAAAUUAAUUUUUUUUUAAUUAUUUUGAGGGACAAUUUUUGCUGCCAAUGACAAUGCCAGUGGUCAAAGUGGAAAAAGACUCUCCGGCAGACACCAGCUUGCCUGCCUCCAACCCUCCUCCGCAGACAGAGGAACAGCCCAGAGGUCGCAGAAGGAAGAGACCGAUACAGCGAGGGAAACCCCCUUACAGCUACAUCGCACUCAUCUCCAUGGCCAUCGCCAACUCUCCUGAUCGCAAGCUGACUUUAGGCGGCAUCUACAAGUUCAUCACAGAGCGCUUCCCCUUCUACAGAGACAAUUCCAAGAAAUGGCAGAACUCAAUCCGCCAUAACUUGACUCUCAAUGAUUGCUUCAUCAAGAUUCCUCGAGAGCCCGGCCGGCCAGGGAAGGGGAAUUACUGGGCUCUGGACCCCAACGCAGAGGACAUGUUUGAGAGCGGCAGUUUCCUGAGGCGCAGGAAGAGGUUCAAGCGUUGUGACUUCAGCACCUACACCUCAUACGUCCAUGAGACGCCAGUCUUCUCUCCGGUCCAGAUCACUAGGUCAGCCGCAUACACCAACACUGUCUACCCCAACAUGACGGUGAGCCCAACCUACGGUCAGCAGCUGCCCUCCGCCUACUACCCUUCAUCUUCUCCACCUGGGUUUGGACAUGGUCAGGCCCGCAUGUUCAGCAUCAAUAACCUCAUAGGACACCCAACUUCAGCUAGCAUGCUGGGAGGUCAAGGGUCAGAGGUGAUGCAGCAGCCAGGCAGAAAUUUCAGUCCAGAGGGGCUCCCAAACGGAUCAAGUCCCUGCAGCCUGGGAGCCCCUGCUUUCCCGGGCCAACCAUGCGGAGGGGCCGUAUCAUCUCGAUCAUCAACCCACCCCGGGUUCACCUACUCUGGACCAAACAGCCACCCACACCACCAUCACUCCCACCAGGGCUUGAAUGGACAGAACCAUACCCAGGGGUACAUGGCGACAGGGCGCAUCCAUUCCUCUGCUCACGGCUCUGUGGAGUCCAUGGACCAUUACGACAGGGUCUCCCCAGUGCAGCUGGGAUCAUUCUCCCAGUAUAACAGUGCUGCAGGUCCCCUCCCCAGCACUGGGGGUUACCUGAGACACCCCACAUACCCCGGGAACAUGGACAGGUUUGUGUCUGCCAUCUGAGCUGCUGGAAAUCUCGAGCCGAGCAUCUCUCUACUGUGUAACCAGACGUGUGCACACAGGGUUUUACCUUGAUCCUGACAAUUGUUAAGGACAAAUAUGAACAGACUGAUUCAAAAAAUCUCCUGUCACCAAUGUGAUUUAACACUGUAGCGUGAAAAAAAAAAAAAAAAAACAUUUGUAGAUAUUUGAUAGACUAAACUUUAAAAAGGGAAUUAAAUGUCACUGCUCUUCAAGGCACAUAGAAGUGUAACAUUUGUUAAAUGUGUGUGGUUUAAAGCUUUUGUUGUUGUUUUUGUUUCAUAUUUUUAUUUUACCGCUGACGUAAAGUGACAGUCUUUGAAUUUUUGUUAUAAAUUAUUGUUUUAUCGUCAUAGGCUUUGAAAAAGUGGCUUGUAUGAAGAACAUCAGCUUUAGUACAUUUGCAUGUAUUUUGUUGUCAAAUGAAAAUGCAUAUCAGGUUGCCAUUUGGAAAUAAACGGAAUUAAAUAACAAA
Labrus mixtus (cuckoo wrasse) is the source of this 1957-nucleotide messenger RNA. It is a transcript of the gene foxe1, whose product is annotated as forkhead box E1. Bases 361 to 1464 code for a protein of 367 amino acids. NCBI's taxonomy places the organism in Eukaryota, Metazoa, Chordata, Actinopteri, Labriformes, Labridae. The transcript has a single exon. Gene Ontology annotation, biological process: anatomical structure morphogenesis; cell differentiation; regulation of transcription by RNA polymerase II. Gene Ontology annotation, molecular function: RNA polymerase II cis-regulatory region sequence-specific DNA binding; DNA-binding transcription factor activity, RNA polymerase II-specific. The record is from RefSeq and is a predicted model, not a curated record.